CACAAACUUUAUUUUCCUAUGUAUGUAAAAGAGAAAUGAAAUUAUAUCAUAUUUAAUUAUAUAUGAAUGCUCAAACCUAAAUACCCAGCCCUCAUUCUAUUUCAAAGUUUCAUUACGCAUCUCAAAUAUCUCUCUCUCUCUCUCUCUCUCUCUCUCCUAUCUGUCUCUCUCUCUCCAAGAAUAUACAGAGAGCCAGCCACCCCAGAAGGAACCGAGCACCUCCUAUCCCACAAGCAAAACCAGACAGGCACAUAUGACAUAUUCCUUUUCUCUCUCCACAAUAUAAAGCUUCCUUCUUUACAGCUCUUCAAGCAGACCCUCUCUCUCUCUCUCUCUCUCUCUCUCUCUCUCUUCUUCGUUGAUACUCGAACGACCUUUGUCAGAGCAAAAAUGGUCAAGUACCAGAAAAAUUUUCUGCAUAGCCAGUGGAGAAAAGGCAAAGAAUACGUGUUCGUUGUAGAUGAAGAUUCCGGCCUAGACCCUCUUGGAUUAAUAUGCGCGAACUCUUCUUCUCACAGCAGCAGCAGCAGAAGAUUCAAGCCCAAGUUUUUGUAUUUCGCAUUUUUCUCCCUCGUUUCUUGCAUCCUGCUUUUGUUUCCUAUGCUGUUGUCCCUGAGCUCCAGUUUAUCUCUCUUCUAUGAAUCUGAAAGUGGUGGAAAUGGUUUCCUUUGCUUGUCUGUUCCUAAUGAUACUCUUUGUUGUGAUAGAACUAGCAGAAGAUCAGAUACAUGUGUGAUGAAAGGCGAUAUAAGAACCCACCCUGCCUCCUCCUCAAUCACUCUCUAUCGUUCCAACGCCUUGAACGACACCACCUCCAAUGGCGGGUGGGCCUAUCCCGAGGCGGAGGAGGCCAUCCAACACGAAAAGAUUAGGCCCUACACACGAAAAUGGGAGAGCCAUGUCAUGAACACCAUUGACGAACUAGACCUCCUUGUCAAGAGGGGCUCCAGCCCCCGCCACCACUGUGAUGUCCACCACAACGUCCCGGCUGUUUUCUUCUCGACUGGAGGCUUCACGGGAAACCUCUACCACGAGUUCAACGAUGGGAUCAUCCCCCUCUACAUAACCUCCCAAGAAUUCAACAAGAAGGUUGUGUUUGUGAUUCUUGAAUAUCAUAACUGGUGGAUCACAAAGUAUGGUGACAUACUGUCUCAGCUCUCCGAUUUCCCGCCUAUAGAUUUCAGUAACGACACGAGGGUUCACUGCUUCCCCGAGGCCAUUGUGGGAUUGAGAAUCCAUGAUGAGCUCAGCGUUGAUCCUGCCUUGAUGGGAGGCAAAAACAGGACCAUAUCCGACUUUCAUGAUCUCUUGGACCGUUCCUACCGGCCUCGUAUCAGCAGCCUCAUUCAAAACGAGGAACGUGAUGCAGCUGAGGUGGGAACGGUGACACAGAAAUGGGGUUUAACCAGACCUAAACUGGUCAUAGUAGCCAGGAAUGGCUCAAGGGCUAUAACCAAUCAAGAUGCAUUGGUGAAACUUGCAGAAGAGAUUGGAUUCUUUGUGGAAGUUCUCAAGCCCGAGAGAAGCACCGAGCUUGCUAAAAUCUACCGCGUUCUCAACUCAAGUGAUGUCGUGGUUGGGGUCCACGGCGCUGCCAUGACUCACUUCCUCUUCAUGAGGCCUGGGUCUGUGUUCAUUCAAGUGAUACCACUAGGCACAGACUGGGCUGCAGCUACUUACUAUGGGGAGCCGGCUACAAAGCUCGGAUUGAACUACAUUGGCUACAAGAUUCUUGCUAAAGAGAGCUCAUUGUAUCAAGACUACAGCAAGGAUGAUCCUAUACUGAUGGAUCCAGACAGUGUGAACAAAAAGGGAUGGGAAUUCACCAAGAAAAUCUAUCUUGAUUCCCAAAACGUGAGGUUGGAUCUUGGGAGGUUCCAAAAGCGCUUGCUUCGCGCCUACUACUUCACCAGAGCUGGGAAAAAUAGGCGUUUGCGCCGUCUAUCUGAAUAAGCCCUCUGUCUUUAAACACAUUCUUUUGUUUAGUGUAGUCUCACUUUUGUAAAUCAGUAAAUACAGAGAGAGAGAUGGUUGUAAAGAUUAGUGUAUUGUCAUUUUGUACAUCAAAAACUGCAUUGUGAAGGAACUUUGAGGUGAAAUUUCUCAAGAUAUGUGUUGUUUA
Salvia miltiorrhiza (redroot sage) is the source of this 2122-nucleotide messenger RNA. Its product is annotated as xylan glycosyltransferase MUCI21-like. The transcript is spliced from 3 exons. The record is from RefSeq and is a predicted model, not a curated record. Gene Ontology annotation, molecular function: glycosyltransferase activity. NCBI's taxonomy places the organism in Eukaryota, Viridiplantae, Streptophyta, Magnoliopsida, Lamiales, Lamiaceae. Bases 67 to 1953 code for a protein of 628 amino acids.